This is a messenger RNA of Pichia kudriavzevii, 1404 nucleotides long. RefSeq lists its product as uncharacterized. Bases 1 to 1404 code for a protein of 467 amino acids. Gene Ontology annotation, biological process: GABA catabolic process. Gene Ontology annotation, cellular component: mitochondrion. The transcript has a single exon. Gene Ontology annotation, molecular function: pyridoxal phosphate binding. The record is from RefSeq and is a predicted model, not a curated record. NCBI's taxonomy places the organism in Eukaryota, Fungi, Ascomycota, Pichiomycetes, Pichiales, Pichiaceae.
AUGUCUAUUAGUGAAAAAUAUUUUCCUCAAGAACCUCAAUCUCCUGAAUUGAAAACUGCAAUUCCAGGUCCUCAAUCAAAGGCAAAGCUCGAGGAAUUAUCUGCUGUCUAUGAUACAAAGGCUGCAUAUUUUGUUACCGACUACUACAAAUCUCUUGGUAACUAUAUUGUGGAUGCAGAUGGCAACAAGCUACUAGAUUCUUAUUGCCAAAUCUCUUCUAUCGCAUUGGGUUACAAUAAUCCAGCAUUAUUAAAAGUAGCACAUUCUGAUGAAAUGGCAGUUGCUUUAUGUAACAGACCUGCUUUGGCAUGUUUUCCAUCCACUGAUUACUAUGAAAUACUAAAGAAGGGAUUGUUGUCCGUUGCUCCAAAGGGAUUAGAUAAGGUUUGUACUGCACACACGGGAUCUGAUGCCAAUGAAAUGGCAUUUAAGGCUGCAUUUUUGUUUCAAGCAAGUAAGAAGAGAGGUGACAAACCAUUUACCAGCGAAGAGCUGGAAUCUGUCAUGGAGAACAAGUUGCCAGGCACCUCUGACAUGGUUAUCCUGUCAUUUGAAAAAGGGUUCCAUGGUAGAUUGUUUGGAUCUUUAUCUACCACUAGAUCUAAAGCUAUUCACAAACUGGAUAUUCCUGCGUUUGAAUGGCCAAAGGCUCCAUUCCCUCAGUUAAAGUAUCCUCUGGAUCAAUUCCAAGCUGAAAACAAAGCAGAAGAAGAAAGAUGUUUGAAGGCUUUAGAGGAAAUUAUUGUCAACUCUCCUGCCAAAAUUGCAGCUGCAAUCAUUGAACCGGUCCAAUCUGAAGGUGGUGAUAAUCAUGCUUCACCAGAAUUCUUCCAAGGUAUUAGAGAAAUCACCAAAAAGCACGGUGUCAUUCUUAUUGUUGAUGAAGUUCAAACAGGAGGUGGUGCUUCUGGUAAGAUGUGGUUACAUGAACACUAUGGCAUUGUCCCAGACAUCAUGACUUUUUCUAAAAAAAUGCAAAAUGCAGGUUUCUUUUUCAGUGAAGCAGGUCUUGCUGGGGACCAACCAUUCAGACAAUUCAAUACCUGGUGCGGUGAUCCAUCAAAAGCUCUAAUUGCAAGAACCAUAAUUGAAGAAAUUAAAGAUAAGAACCUAUUGACUAGUGUUACCGAAACAGGUGACUACCUAUAUUCAAAGCUCGAAGCAAUUUCAGCAAAGUAUGACAAAAUGAUCAACUUGAGAGGUAAGGGAAGAGGUUUCUUUAUUGCAUUUGAUGCCCCAACACCGGAGCUAAGAAACAAAUUUAUUGCUGAAUGUAAGAAAUUAGGUUUAAACAUUGGUGGAUGCGGUGAACAAGGUGUUAGAUUGAGACCUGCAUUAGUUUUUGAAAAGAAGCAUGCUGAUAUCUUAGCCUCCAUUAUUGAUCAAGCUUUUUCCAAAAUUUAA